AUGCAGAAUGAUCUUGCCCAAAUCCUUAAAAGUAUUGAUUGGGAAAGCAUUCGAGGAGAGAACGAGACAGCUCCUUCUGGCACCCCGUCCAUGUCACCAACAGUACUCAACGAUGGGCCUUUGCCACAUGCUGAAGGUAACGUCUCUGGAAAUGUAGAAGGAGUACGGGAGGGCUCCUCCAUGACUUCUACCGGCAUUUCAGUACAACAGCAACAAAUACCGACGAUGCCAAUGGGACCCACCGGGGGCACGUAUUACAUCAACACGCCAUCAUAUCAGGCGAUUGGCAUGCCCUCUGCUCCAGCUCGCGGUCAGGUUCAGACUCAGCCAAUGAUUAUUGCUCAAUCGGGUGGACAAAUGAUGUACAUGCAGAUGCCAUACUUCCAACAUACGGCGUAUCAACAUAAUCCCUCUCCACAGCAAAUUUAUUCAACCCCACAGAACCCCUACUAUCAUCCUCAGUUUGUACAACUCCCGGUAGAAGGUCAAAUGAUGACCCAAAUGCCUCAGAUUCCUCAACAACAGCAGUACUUUCAACCCUCGGCGCUUCAUACGAUAGGUGUGCCUGCAACUGCAUUUCAACAACAACAACAACAAAAACAACAACAACAACAGCAACAACAGCAACAACAGGAAGUUGUUGAUAAUCAAGGCGGAUUUGUUUGCUUAUUACCAGGAAGCCAACUAGCACAGGGAACGCCAUUUUACUAUUACGGCGUACGGCCAACGAGCCACUAUGUGACCACACAGGCAAAGGAUAAUUUCUUUGAUCUGCCUCCCUACAAUAACUUCUUAUGGCAAAAGAACUCACAGCCUGCGGAUAGGAGUGAACUUGCAGGAAAGAGAGAGGGAAAGGGGAGGUCUCCCAGGGUUCCAACGUGCCCUGUUUGUGGCCAGUCGAACUUUGCUUCUGAGAGCGCAUUUCGUUCUCAUAUGCGCAGGAAGCACGAGGAUACUGGCUCUGCUCUUGCCACAGAGAUAUCGAUGGAGACCUCGAAAAACGUGACGCCUGCUGCUGCGGCCGAUGAGAAGGACAAUGCGGGAUGA
Molecule: messenger RNA, 1047 nt
Organism: Trypanosoma cruzi
Lineage: Eukaryota; Euglenozoa; Kinetoplastea; Trypanosomatida; Trypanosomatidae
Exons: 1
Coding region: 1-1047 (348 amino acids)
Source: RefSeq, a predicted model, not a curated record